Messenger RNA from Staurois parvus, 375 nucleotides. Lineage: Eukaryota; Metazoa; Chordata; Amphibia; Anura; Ranidae. The record is from the annotation of a GenBank genome assembly.
UAUAACCACACUGUUGUUCCAAUACAAGAUGAAGAAACCUCGGAUUCCACAGAGGAGGAAUCGGGAGAUGGACCAGUGGAAGCAGUAGAUGACUUGUUUUUUGAAGUCACGGCUUCAGUUGAUAAAAGUGACAGGCUCGCUCCGGUCCCUGGUGAUGGCAGUGCAGGUGCCUCACAUGGAAUAAUGGAAAGGAAGGAGCUUCUUGCAGGUAUCAUUGCUGGCGGUUUAGCAGGAUUGGUGUUUGCUGCAUCCUUGGUGGCAUUUGUGUUCUACCGGAUGAAGAAGAAAGAUGAAGGAAGCUAUUCCUUAGAGGAGCCAAAGCAGUCAAACGGGGGAUACCAGAAACCACGGGAGCAGAGGGAGUUCUACGCCUAG